AUGCCUCUCCAUCAGUACGACUAUAUCUUCGCCAUUGGCGUUAUCUUCGCCGCACUUGAUGCCUGGAACAUCGGUGCCAACGAUGUGGCCAACUCGUGGGCGACUUCGGUGUCGUCGCAGUCCGUGACAUACCUCCAGGCCAUGCUGCUAGCCUCCGUCAUGGAAUUUGCCGGCUGUGUCGGCGUCGGCGCCCGCGUGGCCGACACCAUCCGAACCAAAAUCGUCAAGACCAUUGAGUUUGAGCACCACCCAGACCUCCUAAUGCUGGGCAUGGUCUGCGCUGUCGUGGCCUCAUCAAUUUACCUGACCUUCGCCACGAGGAUCGGCAUGCCCGUCUCGACCACGCACUCAAUCCUCGGCGGCGUGAUCGGCAUGGGCAUCGCGACCUUGGGCUCAAGCGGAAUCCUGUGGGUGGGCGAGAGCGGCGGCACCGGUGUCAUCAACGGCGGCGUUGUGCAGGUGUUCCUAGCCUGGAUCAUUGCGCCUGGGCUGUCGGGCAUCUUCGCGUCCAUCAUCUUCCUCAUCACCAAAUACGCCGUCAUGGCGCGCAAGAACCCCGCCACCUGGGCCCUGCGCAUUGUGCCCGUCUACUUCGGCCUCACCGCGGCCCUUCUGACCAUGCUCCUGCUCUGGAAGGGCGGCGGCUACAAGGUCUACCUCACUGACCCGGAGAUUGCCGGUACCAUUGUCGGCGUGGGGGCCGCCUUUGCCUUGUUCAUCGCCGUCACCCUCGUGCCCUGGAUGUACCGUGUCGUGAUCAAGGAGGACUGGCAGCUCCGCUGGUACCACAUCCCGCUGGGACUCCUGCUUCUGCGCCGUGGCGAGGUCCCGCCCCCGCCUGAAGACGCUUACAACGGCAUCAAGGACUACUACGCCGGCCGUCUGAACAAGGAACAGCUCGACGCCCGCAACGCCGCGGCCCGCGAUGAUGUCGAAAUCGUCGGGGGUGACGACACCGUCACCACGGCCGCAGCCGACGCAGAAAAGACCAAGAACGCCGAGGGGUCCGACGCCGAGGGAAGCGCCCCUCCCAACAGCCACAACCCCAACCAAAGCGCCCUCGCCAACGUCCGCCACGCGCCCAAGAAGCUAGUCGGCCCCAAACCCGAAGGCAACUGGCACUCGGGCCCCGUGCUCUUCUGGUACGUCAAGUGGGCGCUGCUCCGGGGUAUCGACCAGGACGUAGUCAACGCGCAGAGCACGGAGAGCCGGUUGGCGAGCAACAUCGACGAAGUACACGCGCACGCAGAGCACUACGACAACCGCACCGAGUACAUGUACAGCUUCCUGCAGAUCAUGACGGCGGCCACGGCGUCGUUUGUUCACGGCGCCAACGACAUUUCCAACGCCAUCGGGCCGUUUGCCACGGUCUUUCAGAUCUGGAACGAGGGGAAGUUGCCCGAGAAGGACCAGGCCGAUGUGCCGGUGUGGAUUCUGGUGUUUGGCGGUGCGAUGCUGGUGAUUGGUGUGUGGACAUAUGGGUACAACAUCAUGCGCAACUUGGGUAACCGGUUGACGCUGCAGUCGCCGUCGCGUGGGUUCUCCAUGGAGCUGGGCUCGGCUAUUACUGUCAUUGUGGCCACCCGUCUCAAACUCCCCGUCUCCACAACGCAGUGCAUCACAGGCGCCACCGUCGGCGUCGGUCUCUGCUCUGGCACCUGGCGUACCGUCAACUGGCGCAUGGUCGCCUGGAUCUACCUGGGCUGGAUCAUCACCUUGCCUGUGACGGGUAUCAUUUCGGGUUGCUUGAUGGGCAUCAUCAUUAACGCCCCUCGGUGGGGUUCUGAGCCUUUGGCUUAA
Dichotomopilus funicola is the source of this 1800-nucleotide messenger RNA. RefSeq names its product phosphate-repressible phosphate permease. Gene Ontology annotation, biological process: phosphate ion transmembrane transport. The coding region runs from base 1 to 1800 and encodes 599 amino acids. NCBI's taxonomy places the organism in Eukaryota, Fungi, Ascomycota, Sordariomycetes, Sordariales, Chaetomiaceae. The record is from RefSeq and is a predicted model, not a curated record. The transcript is spliced from 3 exons. Gene Ontology annotation, cellular component: membrane.